This is a messenger RNA of Aphidius gifuensis, 1690 nucleotides long. RefSeq names its product transcriptional repressor protein YY1-like. The coding region runs from base 60 to 1256 and encodes 398 amino acids. The transcript is spliced from 3 exons. Gene Ontology annotation, biological process: regulation of transcription by RNA polymerase II. Gene Ontology annotation, molecular function: DNA-binding transcription factor activity, RNA polymerase II-specific; RNA polymerase II cis-regulatory region sequence-specific DNA binding. The record is from RefSeq and is a predicted model, not a curated record. Lineage: Eukaryota; Metazoa; Arthropoda; Insecta; Hymenoptera; Braconidae. Gene Ontology annotation, cellular component: transcription regulator complex; PcG protein complex.
CCAAUAACCCAAGAGUAUGCAAGCAAACAGUAAAAAGGCCAUUUUGCUUUUUAGUUUUAAUGGCGUCAGCGGAGAUUAAUAUGGCGUCCUCAGACAUCAUAGCUGAAGUAGAAAUACAACCUGACAUACAAGAAGUUGAAAUUGAAUCAAUGCCAGUUGAUUUACCAUGUGAAACAGUGGAAACAACAAUCGAGGAUGAUGAUGGUGAACAAAUGAUAUCAUUACAGCCACUCCCAGAACCAGGACGUGAAGAAAUCAUACUACAGGGACAAGAAGAGAUUGUUGGUGGUGAUCCAUUAAGCGUUUAUGAUCAGAUACCAGUGCCGGAUAACGAUAUUUAUGUCGAAUCAAGUCCUGGACCUUCGCGAAAAACAACUAAAAAAGGAAGAAAAGGUGGAAAUUCUAGAUUCCGUACACCAGAUCAUACAAUAUUUGGUGAAAUGUCGACAGAAACUAAAUCCAGAAGAUGGGAACAAAAGCAAGUGCAAAUUAAGACACUUGAAGGUGAAUUUUCGGUGACAAUGUGGGCUUCAGGAACCGAUGAUGGGAGUGUCCUAUUAGCGUCUCACCUGGUGGAUGUUCCAGAUGAAGGCUCUAAUCCUGAGCCAGAUCCAGACUACACCGAGUAUAUGACUGGAAAAUCAUCAUCAAAAUUCAAUCAUUCAGGAAGCUCAGUAUCAGAUAGUAUACCAGGACUUGAUUUAUCUGAUCCAAAACAACUUGCUGAAUUUACAAGACCUGGUCAUAAAAUAAAAGUACGAAAACAACCACCAAUGGAUGGUGUAGAACGUACAAUUGCCUGUCCACACAAAGGAUGUAAUAAAAUGUUUCGUGAUAAUAGUGCAAUGCGUAAACAUCUUCAUACGCAUGGACCAAGAGUACAUGUUUGUGCUGAAUGUGGAAAAGCAUUUGUUGAAAGUUCAAAAUUAAAAAGGCAUCAAUUAGUUCAUACUGGAGAAAAACCUUUUCAAUGUACAUUUGAAGGUUGUGGUAAACGUUUCAGUCUUGAUUUUAAUUUAAGAACUCAUGUAAGAAUUCAUACUGGUGAUCGACCUUAUGUUUGUCCAUUCGAUGGUUGUAGCAAAAAAUUUGCACAAUCAACAAACCUCAAGUCUCAUAUAUUGACACAUGCUAAAGCAAAAUCACGAACUACAGUUGGCAGACCAGUAUCACAAAUGCAAGUGACACAACCACAAUUUGUACAAGUUGAAGUUGCUGAUGUUGAUAAUCAGCAAUUUAUUGUCUAUGCUGAUUAGCCUUUCUUUUAAUUAUUAUAAUAACUAUAUUACAUAGAAAUUUAAGCCCCAUAAGUUUCUUUUAAACUCCCAAUGAUAACUCCAUUAUUAUUCUAACUAUACAUUAAUGAUUUAAUUAAUUUUAGAUUAAAUUAUGUACAUAUUUACAAAAAGAAAAAAAGUAAGUGUGGUGUCUGAUAGUGUGAAUAAUAAUAAUUAUAAUAAAUAAUAGUAAUAAUGAUAUUGUUACAAAAUCAGAAAAAAGUAAAAAAAAAAACGAUAAUAACUAUUGGAACAAAAAUUCUCUUGUUUAUUUAAAAAGACUUGAAUGUUGCUCCGGAUUUUCAUUUAACAAUAUUCAAUUUAAAAAAAUUAUUCAACGAACACCAGACGAUUUACAUAUGAACUGUAAAAUUAAACAGAACAAAUUACAACUUUGUAUUUUACAUGAAAAU